AUGGUGGAAUGGACUAGUAAGUCGACCAAGAUUGAGACAUCAAUUAGGUCAACUUACCAAUCAUCGGCUACUUUGCCAACAAUAUCUCUUCCAAAGUUCAGUGGAGAUUAUUUGAGUUGGCGACAAUUCAGUGAUCUGUUUGCACAACUGAUACACAAUCAAAGAAUAUCAGACUCACAGAAACUCUGGUAUUUGAAAACCAAUAUUCAAGGCGAAGCUGAAGCACUCAUCAAGCAUUUGCAAAUAUCAGAUGCAAAUUAUGAGACGGCAUGGCAAUUACUACAAAGUAGAUAUGAGAAUAAAAGAGUUCUAGUAUCAGCAGUUUUGCAACGUUUGACAGCUCAAAACUCUUUAUAUGACCAUCCAACAGUCCAAGCCAUUAAAAAUAUGCAUGACACAACAAAGGAAAGUCUAUGUGAACUUCAUAAUUUAAAUAUUGAAACAUCAACUUGGGAUCCAAUUUUAGUUCACAUACUAUUAAAAAAAUUGGAUAAAAAUACACAUUGCAGUUUUGAACAAACUCUUACCAACCCAAAGGAGAUGCCCACAAUAAAACAAUUCUUAGAAUUUUUAGAAUUGAGAUUUCAGUCACUUGAGGCUAUAGUCUAG
Molecule: messenger RNA, 609 nt
Organism: Teleopsis dalmanni
Lineage: Eukaryota; Metazoa; Arthropoda; Insecta; Diptera; Diopsidae
Exons: 1
Coding region: 1-609 (202 amino acids)
Source: RefSeq, a predicted model, not a curated record